GUUUAAUCCCGGCGGCCUGUUGACCAUUCGGCAGAUAUUUAAAGAGCGGUCAACAAGCCAACACCACACCAUGUCUUCUUCCCAACAACCAUCCACCUCAGAACAACAACAGCAACAACUCAAACAUCAACAGAACCUCAUCCAACAUUGGGACUUACUCUCCCCCUUGAGCGAUUUGGAGAAACAGUCGAUUCACUCGAUCCAGAAGGCCUCAAACGACAAACCAUUGCCAUCCUCAAUCUCACUCAGAAACCAGUCACUCAACAACCUCAACCACACCCAACUAAGUCCGCCCUCCUCCACCAGGUCCAACUCACCCUCAUCCUCACUACGUCGGCUGAUUAACCACUCCAAGCCACUCGAACACCAUCAACCGAUCUCAUCAAUCGAUCGGUUCAAUGACUGGUUCUCAACCAUCUCCUCACAGAUCGAAGCAGACUCAGAAUCAGCUUACCUCAACCAUCUCUCGGUACUAUCAACCUAUUCUGAGGCAUGCGAUCUACUCGAUCAAGCCAUCGAUGACUGUCGGGCUUGCUUGAACGAGAUCGAGGCCAACUGGAAAUUUGUCAAUGAAAACUCAAAGAGCCUCGAACGAUCCUGUCAGGGAAUGCUAGACGAUCAAAAAGUACUCGGAUCGAUCGCCACAGCCCUUAACGAUCGACUGGCUUACUUUCGGAGGCUCGAUGAGUCCCAGCGCGUUCUGAGUAGACCGGGUGAAGCUGAAAUCGUCAAUAGUCAAGAAUUCUUGCCGAUGAUCGAACGGCUGGACGUCUGCUUAGAGUUCAUGAAAGUUAACCGGCAUUUCAGGGAUGCAGAUUUGUAUCUGGUUCGGUUUCAACAAUGUUUGACGCGAUCGAUGACAUUGAUUAAGUUGUACUACACAAACCAAAUGAAAAAUUUGAGUCGACAGGUGCAAGAAAAGCUCCAGAUCAACCAGCAAUCUUCGUCGAAUCUCAAAAUACAAGACACCUUACUCUACGCCAAAUUUCAAACCCUAUCAGAAGAAUUGCGCCCGUUGAUCUCACAGGUCGAAAAACGAUAUUUGUUUGAUCAAGACGAAUACGGGGCCUUACUGAGCGAGUUCUUCUCCACUUGGGUCUCAGUGAGAAGUCAAUUACUUCACGCUCGAAUCAAAAUCGAAAUCAGUCGCAUUCAGAUCACCCAUCAACAAGUCCCGGAUCUCAUCUCAUUGGCUACGACUGGGUGCAACUAUAUGAGAUCGGUCUGUACUGCCGAAUGGAAUCUUUUUAAGUCUUUUUUCCCGAAAACUGGAGAAGAAGAGCUCUUUGUAUAUCUAGAGUCUCUGUGUGACUAUCUGUACGAUUUAUUGAGACCUCAGAUCCUGCAUGAGCAGAAGCUGUAUCUGCUAUGUGAUUUGGCAACAAUCUCGAAUGCGUUGAUUGCGAUGGACAGUAAUUUGAUAGAAGCAAAUCAAUCUCAAUUCAAGUUUUCUACUCUCCUCAAACCAGUACUUCAAGAUAUCCAAACUAGAUUGGUUUUUCGCGCCCAAUCGAUUAUCCAAUCUGAGGUGGCCAAUUACCUGCCGAAGAGUGAAGAUCUUGACUAUCCUAACAAGCUCAUCCAGGCCGAUCAGAAACGCCAGCAAAGCGGCCAAAAAUCGAAGCGCUUCAACAACCCGCACCCCACCCUUCUCGAUCGUCCUCAUGCACCGCUGAAAUCUAGGCUUCCGGCUGAAGGAGUCCAGGAAAAUUGGUAUCCUACUUUAAGGAAAACAUUGUGGGUCUUAUCAAGGCUGCACACCUAUGUGAAUGAUGCAAUUUUUGAAGAUUUCGCGGGUGAGGCCGUAGGGAUUUGCUCCGAAUCGAUCAUCAAAGCCUCCAACAUGAUGAACUCGGUAGUAACCCAGCAAGCCGGCUCGACAACUCCGGCAAUGAGCUCGAAGAUUCAAGCAAAUUCGAUCGAUCGCGAGUUGUUUGUAAUCCGACAUCUGUUAAUCCUUAAGGAGAUGAUCCGAACCUUGGAUGUUGUCCAGGUCGAACGCGCCGUUGAUCUCGGUCCGAUCACCGACGUCUUGAAGGAGAUCCUCAAUCCGAGCUUUAAAGAUUCACUCAUCUUCAAACCAAUCACGUUGAUGAACAAGUUGAAAAAUCUCAACCACAGUCAGAUCGAGUUUUCAAAACGGAUGGGAUACUCUUCUCAAAAAGACCAGGAUUCCUCAAACCCUGCUGAGCCCAACCUCAGCCUCAAUUUCGAUAUGCUUGAUGCUCAGAUCACUAAAACCAUUGACAGCAAAUCAGAAGUGGAUCUGAAAUUGAAGACUAUCUGUCACCAAUUUAUUAUCAAAUCAUCGGCCUUGAUCUGUUCGAAUUCGCUCGAGCCAUUCUUGACGAAGUGCCAAAACCAUCUAAACUUAGAAGCAUCGAUGGUCCCGCCUUCGUCGGCCGCGGAUCCUCUUGGAGGUGGAGGCGGAGGUGGAAACAGUAACUUGAAUCGCAACUUGGGGGACCAGGAAUGGGCUUCCCAGGAUAACGUGCUCGCCGUCUUUCAGGCUUUCUUGAAGGACUUACAGCUCGGUUUGAACAUCAUCUUCAAUCGGGUCGCGCUCUACUUUCAUGAUGAUGAUCAUCACGAUUUCAAUUUGAUUAAUGUCCUCUUUCCUUCCCUUCAAGAAGAAAUCAUGGAAAAAUAUCGUCGGUUUUAUAGUUUAAUUAAAUUCGAAUUUGAUUUUAACUUUAUCAAUGAUGAUCAAAUUUCCAAGGACAAAGACCAAGAUCCAGAACAAGAAAUUGAUUAUGAGUCACUCAAUCAAGCUCAAUCUCGAGUUCUGGCCCCCUCUCAACUUCAUUCUUUGAUCCAGAAAAUCGUCUAUCGGCAAUCUUCUUCUCUUUGAACUUCCUUCCCUUCCCCUCCUGUUUUCAUGUAUUCAUCUAUUUUUUCUCUCUCUUUGAUUAGAUUUGAGAUUGUUUGAUGUUGGUUGUUGUAGAAUAAUAGGCACUUUUUAUAGAUUAAUGCAAUUCACAGAUUGUCC
Molecule: messenger RNA, 2989 nt
Organism: Puccinia graminis f. sp. tritici CRL 75-36-700-3
Lineage: Eukaryota; Fungi; Basidiomycota; Pucciniomycetes; Pucciniales; Pucciniaceae
Exons: 5
Coding region: 71-2851 (926 amino acids)
Biological process (GO): intra-Golgi vesicle-mediated transport; intracellular protein transport; Golgi organization
Cellular component (GO): cis-Golgi network; COG complex; membrane
Source: RefSeq, a predicted model, not a curated record